Messenger RNA from Oppiella nova, 570 nucleotides. Lineage: Eukaryota; Metazoa; Arthropoda; Arachnida; Sarcoptiformes; Oppiidae. The record is from the annotation of a GenBank genome assembly.
CAAAAGGCAGCUUAUAUUAGGAGGAAUGAUAAAGUAUUAGUGACAGCAGCUGCUGGUGGCACCGGUAUGAUGGUUGUUCAAUGGGCUAAACAAAAGGGAUGUUAUGUUAUUGGGUUGACCUCAACCCCAGAAAAGGCAAAACUGUUGAAAGAGUUGGGAACCGAUCGAGUGGUUAAUUAUAAGACCGAAAAUUUGGAUCAAGUGCUCACUAAAGAGUUUCCGGAAGGAGUGGAUGUGAUUUGGGAGACAAUCGGUGGACAAGUAUUUGAGACUUUAUUCAAUCAUUUAGCACCAAAGGGUCGUAUGGUACUCAUUGGCAGCACCUCUAGUUAUAAAGGGGAGGCCACGCAGACUAAUAUUCCUGAUCUUACAACCAGACUAAUAAGAGGAAAUCAAAUGCUUUCGGGAUUUUUCAUUUGGAAAAAUCGAGAAUUAUUUCCAAAAUAUUUACCGAAACUGAUUGAAAACGUUGUGAACAAUAAACUGCGAGUUGUGUUAGAUUUGGGACAAAACACAAGUGAAGGAGAAUUCGUAGGAAUUGAUUCAGUAGUCAGAGGGGUUGAGAACUAA